Molecule: messenger RNA, 1527 nt
Organism: Melampsora larici-populina 98AG31
Lineage: Eukaryota; Fungi; Basidiomycota; Pucciniomycetes; Pucciniales; Melampsoraceae
Exons: 6
Coding region: 1-1527 (508 amino acids)
Source: RefSeq, a predicted model, not a curated record
AUGGCCAACAGUCAAACAACUAGCCGAAUAACUCGUAUUGCUAGAGGAGAGGCUAUCGAAGAGGGAACAGUCAUCAUCGCCCCUCCUUCAUCAACCACGACCGUUCCCCCCGCUGCUCCGGCGGAUGAUCUAGAAGGUACUGAUGAUCCCAACAAUGAUCAAUUGGAUGGUGAAACAAUUGAAGAAGAGCGACGUGACGCGAUAGCCAGGUCCAUGGAUAGCUACGCAGGAGAGGAUGAAGUAGAAGAUGAUGAGGUAGAAGAUCAAGAGUCGGAAGAAGAAGAUUCCAAGGACGACACGUACAAUGCAGAAGACGACCAUGGGAGCCCAGACUCUUCAUCUUCGGGAGAAUCUUCAGCUUCAUCCGAUUCCGACUCCAGCACGAAGGCGGAAGAUUCUUCUGAGGAAGAUUCGUGGUCAUCUGAAUCUUCGAAUGAUUCGAGCGACUCGGAUGAUUCGGAAUUGACAGUCAAGGAGAAAAAGAAGCGUUCCAACAUGUCAAUCAAAGCAAUCGAUAAAGUGAUUGCAAAAGCCCUUAAAGCGAAGGAGAAAGCAAAGGCCCUCUUAGCAAAAGAGAAAGCCCCUUCUAGAGUGUCGUCUUCAAAAACCAAGUCUUCAACCAACAGGAAGAGCAUCAAGAAAGAAAACGGCAUUCGUUUUCAAGAAGGAGCACCUUGCAAAUCUUCCCUUCCUACUCUCCAACCUUAUUGGGGAGAGGCCAUGAAGAACUUAUCAGAUAACGUUCCCCUUACCGUUCUGAACCCAACAUUUGUACAGAAAGACAAAGUCGAAAGUAGAAAGAACCAACCCGCCACGUCUUCGUCUAAGAAUACUUGUAACCGAGGUCUCACUCCCCCAUCCGAAUAUGCGAUGACUUUCGGCGAAUGGGUGGAUGGUAUAACCUUGUUGAGAAAGUACCUGAAGAAGGUAUAUCACUUCUCGAUCUUAUCUGAUCAGUUAAGAGGUCACGUGAAGCAUGUCAAAGACAUCAAAACUGACAGAUUGAAUCACAGAGACGCUACCGAAUGCUGGAUGGUAGCUCUCCGGUACGAUAUCUUGUUUAGGGAACAACUGUUCGGUCACAGAGGUAAGGGCGUCCCAGUCCCGGAUGCUAGUAUCUAUGUAGAAAUCAUUGAGAGGGCGGCGAAAGAGAAGGCAACUCGAAAUGGUGAACUCAGCUCAGGAAAUGAGAAUCCAUACGCUAAAGGAGCUCGAUUUGAGCAUCGUGAUCCUAUCACGGGGGUUUGGGAAGAAUGCUCCCGCCCUUAUGAAGAGAUCAAGCAUCAGAAGUCCGUCAACCUAGUAACAGAGGAACAGCGCGUAGAGGUAGAGGUGGAGCGUCUAAUGGUAGAGGAAGAACUCGCCAACACACGUGGUCUUAUCUACCACCUUACUGUCCUUACCGCUCACCCAGUCACAUGUCAGAAUCCUGUGAACGUGUUGUAUAAAUGUUUGACAAAGGUUGGCUGGUUUGCGUUGGCAUUCAACCCCUGGCUCGAAUUAUACGUAUUGCUAGUCUUGAUGUGA